ACUUACUUAAAUUCUUAAUCAGUGACCACGACAUCGUCGCUGAUCAGUUCAACGAUGAGCAAGCUUAACGCAGGCGCAUUCGAGUUCGUUCCAGGUCGCGCAUUCGUGCUACCUCAGAAAAGUCAAACACCUCCUUCAAAACCUCCCCUCGAGCGCCCUCUCCAAACUGAAGCUCCACCUCCAGCUCCUACCAUCACCCUAAACAUCGGCGGAUCAAACCCUCCUCCUGCUCCUAAACCUGCCACUGUCCCUGCCCCUACCCCUACCCCUACCCCCGCCACUGCCCCUGCCCCUGCCACUGCUACUGCUCCACAGUCAAAACCUGCUUUGCUACCGUCUGUAUCUGCGAGCACCGCACCAUCACAAUCUUGUUCUCCUGCGCCACCUACUAACAAGGUCUUUUCCACUGAACGAGCCAAGACAGACACUACAUCUAUUGCAAAGGAAGUUCAGGCUGUCGCAGACCAGGAAGUCCUUAAGGAUCUUUUCGGCGAUGUCAAAGAACAUCUUAACAUCGUCUUCAUCGGCCAUGUAGAUGCUGGCAAAUCAACUCUCGGCGGGAACCUCCUAUAUAUCUGUGGUGGCGUUGACAAACGCACCAUGGAGAAAUACGAGAAGGAGGCAAAGGAAGCUGGCCGUGAAACGUGGUACCUUUCCUGGGCUCUCGAUAGUACGCCUCAGGAGCGCUCAAAAGGGAAAACCGUCGAAGUCGGUAGAGCCUACUUCGAGACAUCUUUUCGAAGAUAUACCAUUCUAGAUGCUCCAGGCCACAAGACUUAUGUUCCGAGCAUGAUUAGCGGUGCCGCUCAAGCAGACGUCGCAAUCCUUGUCAUCUCCGCACGGAAAGGCGAAUUCGAAACUGGUUUCGAAAGAGGUGGUCAGACCCGCGAACACGUCAUGCUCGUUAAAACCGCCGGCGUCAGCAAAGUCGUCAUCGUCAUCAACAAGAUGGAUGAUCCGACUGUUAACUGGGACAAAGGCAGAUACACUGAGAUCAAGGACAAGUUGACCCCAUUCGUAAAGUCUGCUGGCUUCAAUCCAAAGACGGAUGUCACCUUCAUACCUGUGUCUGGAUAUACGGGUCAGAAUCUAAAGGAUCGCGUAGCAAAGUCUAUCUGCUCAUGGAAUGAUGGCCCCUCCUUCCUUGAACAUAUGGACAACAUGCCCAUGGUUGACCGCAAGGUCAAUGCUCCUCUCAUGAUGCCCAUCUCCGAAAAGUAUAAAGACAUGGGUGCCAUCAUCGUCGGCAAGAUCGAAUCUGGGCACAUUCGCAAGGGGGACUCUCUAACCCUCAUGCCGAACAAAUCUGCUGUCGAAGUCGCUGCCAUUUACAAUGAGAUGGAAGAAGAGGUACCCAGUGCGAUCUGUGGUGACAACGUGCGCGUGAGACUGAGGGGCGUGGAGGACGAGGAUAUCAGUCCUGGAUUCGUCCUCACAAGCCCGAAGUCUCCUGUGAGAGCGGUGAGGCGAUUCGAGGCGCAGCUCGCAAUUUUGGAACACAAGAAUAUCAUUUGUGCGGGAUACUCGGCUGUCAUGCAUGUGCACACACUUUCCGAGGAGGUUACGCUGCCUGCUCUACUACACUACUUUGACAAAGCCACCGGACGCAAGUCGAAGAAGCCGCCCCAAUUUGCAAAGAGGGGCCAAAAAAUUGUUGCGCUUAUAGAAACAACUCUCCCCAUCUGUGUCGAGCGCUUCGUCGAUUACCCUCAACUUGGUCGCUUCACGCUGCGUGACGAGGGCAGAACAAUUGCUAUUGGAAAGAUCACAAAACUUCAUGAUGAUCGCGUCGAUGAGAUCACAGAGGGCGUGGCACACGUGUCGGUUGCCGCGUAAGGUGCUUGCGUGUACUUGCAUCAUACUUACACAUUGAGGGGGGUACGAUACCAAGAAGGAAAUCAGAAGCCUGGCAGUCUAACGGUUGCAGUCUGCCAGUAGUUGUAAUAGAACUAUGCUGUAGACAUGUCUGUUGUGCUUUAAAUGCUUUCAUUUAUUAUGUACUAUCAUGUAGUUGUGUGCAAGUUUAUUGUUCUGUUACGUCCA
Molecule: messenger RNA, 2043 nt
Organism: Suillus subaureus
Lineage: Eukaryota; Fungi; Basidiomycota; Agaricomycetes; Boletales; Suillaceae
Product: P-loop containing nucleoside triphosphate hydrolase protein
Exons: 7
Coding region: 55-1836 (593 amino acids)
Biological process (GO): nuclear-transcribed mRNA catabolic process, deadenylation-dependent decay; translational termination; translation
Cellular component (GO): translation release factor complex
Molecular function (GO): GTP binding; translation release factor activity; GTPase activity
Source: RefSeq, a predicted model, not a curated record